GUCCCACACGUUGGAACUCCACAUUUGAGAUGUUAUCUAUUGCAUUGAAAUUCAAGGAUGCAUUCCCUCUUUUCAAAGAAAGGGAACCCCAAUACAAAUAUCUGCCAAGUUUUGAAGAUUGGGAUAGGGUUCGUAAUGUUUGUCAAAUUCUCCAAGUGUUUAGUUUGGCUACAAAUAUCAUGUCUGGAAGUGAAUACCCUACUUCAAAUCUGUUUUUAUCUGAGAUUUAUAGGGUGAAAGAAGUUUUGAAAUCAAAAGCACUUGAUGAGAAUGACUACAUUAAGGAUAUGGUUCUAAAAAUGAAUGAAAAGUUUGAUAAAUAUUGGGGUGAGUGUAACUUGUUGAUGUCUAUAGCUGCUGUUUUAGAUCCCCGAUGCAAGAUGAAGUUGAUUGAAUUUUGUUUUCCAAUUAUUUAUCCAUGUUGGGAAGUUAGUGAAAAAAUUAAAGAAGUGCGUGAAGCAUUGUAUGCGCUUUAUGAAGAGUAUUAUGAGGUAAUUCGAGCUGAAGAAAGUAUGGUUGAACAAAGUGGGGAGGGUGGUAGUAGUUUCACUAGUGGUGGCGGUAGUUGUGUGACUGAAUUAAAUGAAGAUUCUGGAUGGUCUAAGUUUCAUCAAUUUGUGAGAACAACUGAAAGCAUUCCACCUUCAAAAUCUGAAUUGGAUGCUUAUUUGGAAGAGAGUAUUCAUCAAUGCAAACCAGAAGAAUCAAUGAACUUUGAUGCCGUAGCUUGGUGGGGUUUGAACAACCUCAAGUUUCGUACUUUAUCAAGGAUGGCGUGUGAUAUUCUUGCAAUACCAGCUAGCACAGUGGCUUCAGAGGCUACUUUUAGUGCUGGUGGUCGAAUCAUUGAUAGCUAUCGAUCUUCUUUAGCCAUUGAAACUGUGCAAGCUUUAGUUUGUGGUGCUGAUUGGGUUCGAAAUCUGCAUGGGGUAAAGGAGAAAGCAUCUAAAACCGAAGACAUGCCUCAAGAGGUUGUGUUGCCUAUUUGAUGGAUGAAUGAAAAGUUUCAUUUUGUAUUUGAUGGUCAAUUGGUGUUUUUCUGGACUUUUGGACUUUUUAUUUUUAUUUUUAUGAAUGUAUCAUGUAUGAAUAAUUAAUUUGGUAAACUCUGGUUUGUAAAACUAUUAAUGAUUAUGUUUAAACUUGAUUUUAUAUUUGAAUAAGUUUAUCAAAGGGCGGCCCGCGAGCUGAGCUCGGGCCCGCGAGCUUUUCAUAGGGCCGGGCUCGAGUUGAUGUUUUACAGGCCCUAACGGGCUAGGGCCGAGCUCGGGCUUCUCAUAAAAGUAACGGGCAGGGCCUGAGCAUGGCAAAGCCCGGCUCGGCCC
Tripterygium wilfordii is the source of this 1325-nucleotide messenger RNA. RefSeq names its product zinc finger BED domain-containing protein RICESLEEPER 2-like. Lineage: Eukaryota; Viridiplantae; Streptophyta; Magnoliopsida; Celastrales; Celastraceae. Gene Ontology annotation, molecular function: protein dimerization activity; DNA binding. The transcript has 2 exons. Bases 30 to 989 code for a protein of 319 amino acids. The record is from RefSeq and is a predicted model, not a curated record.